AGUUCACAUUUUGAUUCUUACCGAACAAACAAAAACCGGAUAUUUCCCUUUCUCCUGUGUCCUGAUUAUCCAAGGGAAAAGAAAAGCCUUGUUUUUGAGCUCCUCCAAUGGCGGUAUCUGUAUCGACCUCCUCGAUUCCUUCUCUCAACUCUGACCGUUCAAAUCGCUUUGCUACUUCCGCUAUUUCUUCUUCAUCACCGGGAUUGAGAUUGUCCUCAUAUUCUUCUUCUCUGCUAUUUCCCCUGCGAAUUGGAACCGGAGGACUUUCUUCUUCCUCGCGAAGGAAAAGAAUUCUUCCCGUGGUCAAAGCAAAGAAGCAAACUUUUUCCUCUUUCGAUGAUUUGCUAGCCAAGUCUGAUAAACCUGUGCUAGUAGACUUCUAUGCAACUUGGUGUGGCCCAUGUCAAUUUAUGGUUCCCAUCCUCAAUGAGGUCAGUGCUUCUCUUAACGAUAAAAUCCAAGUGGUCAAAAUUGACACCGAGAAGUACCCUAGCAUCGCUAACAAAUACAAUAUAGAGGCUCUGCCUACAUUCAUCAUUUUCAAGGAUGCAAAACCUUUUGAUCGCUUUGAGGGUGCUAUGACUGCUGCUCAGCUAAUCCAACGAAUUGAAGAUGCUUUGAAGAUUAAGCAAUAGACCGGUUUGUGAGGAACAUUGAUGGGAAACUGGAUUUUCGUUUGAUCAAUCAAGAAUGCAUAGGAAGACCAUAACUUUCGUUUCAGGAACCUGUGCUAGAUAUUUUUUUUCCGUAUGUAAUUGGCAUUAUACCCAAAUUAUGACUAAACUUGCUUUCAGUGGAUAGAUCAAGUCAAGAAAACAACUUUUUCAGGACAGCUUCUUUCUUGAUGAAUUUGCUGAUAGUUUGCACUAUUUCGACGGGAAUGUUGUUUUGUUUCCAAAGUUCUUCCUUUGAAUUUUGCUCCUAAAGGAAGCGAACCGUUUCAUUCAUCA
Molecule: messenger RNA, 950 nt
Organism: Morus notabilis
Lineage: Eukaryota; Viridiplantae; Streptophyta; Magnoliopsida; Rosales; Moraceae
Product: thioredoxin Y1, chloroplastic
Exons: 5
Coding region: 108-635 (175 amino acids)
Cellular component (GO): cytoplasm
Molecular function (GO): protein-disulfide reductase activity; oxidoreductase activity, acting on a sulfur group of donors, disulfide as acceptor
Source: RefSeq, a predicted model, not a curated record